GCCGGCUCGCAGCGAAGGAGCGCCGCGGCGUCGGGUCGGGUCCGGGGUCGCCAUGGGGCGCGGCAGCGGCACUUUCGAGCGUCUCCUAGACAAAGCGACUAGCCAGCUUCUGCUGGAGACCGACUGGGAGUCCAUCCUCCAGAUCUGCGACCUGAUCCGCCAAGGGGACACACAAGCAAAGUAUGCCGUGAGUUCCAUCAAGAAGAAGGUCAACGACAAGAAUCCCCACGUGGCCUUGUAUGCCCUAGAGGUCAUGGAGUCCGUGGUGAAGAACUGCGGGCAGACCGUCCACGAUGAGGUGGCCAACAAGCAAACCAUGGAGGAGCUGAAGGAGCUGCUGAAGAGGCAGGUAGAAGUAAAUGUCCGAAAUAAGAUCCUGUAUCUGAUCCAGGCCUGGGCACACGCCUUCCGGAACGAGCCCAAGUACAAGGUGGUCCAGGACACGUACCAGAUCAUGAAAGUGGAAGGAUUCGUCUUCCCGGAGUUCAAGGAGAGUGAUGCCAUGUUUGCUGCAGAGAGAGCCCCCGACUGGGUGGAUGCCGAGGAGUGCCACCGGUGCAGGGUGCAGUUUGGGGUGAUGACCCGAAAGCACCACUGCCGGGCGUGUGGCCAGAUCUUCUGCGGCAAGUGCUCAUCCAAGUACUCCACCAUCCCCAAGUUCGGCAUCGAGAAGGAGGUGCGUGUGUGCGAGCCCUGCUACGAGCAGCUGAACAAGAAAGCAGAAGGAAAGGCCUCCUCCACGACGGAGCUGCCGCCGGAGUACCUGACCAGCCCCCUGUCACAGCAGUCCCAGCUGCCCCCCAAGAGGGAUGAGACGGCCCUGCAGGAGGAGGAGGAGCUGCAGCUGGCUCUGGCCCUGUCACAGUCGGAGGCCGAGGAGAAGGAGAGAAUGAGACAGAAAUCAGCAUACACCACGUACCCCAAGGCAGAGCCUGCGCCUGUGGCCUCGUCGGCGCCCUCCGCCAGUAGCCUCUAUUCUUCGCCCGUGAACUCAUCAGCGCCUCUGGCUGAGGACAUGGAUCCUGAGCUUGCCAGGUACCUCAACCGGAACUACUGGGAGAAGAAGCAGGAGGAGGCUCGGAAGAGCCCCACGCCCUCUGCACCUGUGCCCUUGACAGAGCUGACUGCCCAACCUGGGGAGGGGCACACAGCCCCUGCCAGCAUGGUGGACAUGCCCCUCCCGGACACAGACUCUCAGGUCAUAACUCCCUCCAGUGGCCCCUUUAGUGAGCAGCAGUACCAGAACGGGGAGUCGGAGGAGAACCAUGCGCAAUUUCUGAAGGCCCUGCAGAACGCUGUCACCACCUUCGUCAACCGCAUGAAGAGCAACCACAUGCGAGGCCGCAGCAUCACCAACGACUCUGCCGUGCUCUCUCUCUUCCAGUCCAUCAACAGCAUGCACCCGCAGCUGCUGGAGCUGCUCAACCAGCUGGACGAGCGCAGGCUGUACUACGAGGGGCUGCAGGACAAGCUGGCGCAGAUCCGCGAUGCCCGGGGGGCACUCAGUGCCCUGCGGGAAGAGCACCAGGAGAAGCUGCGCCAGGCGGCUGAGGAGGCCGAGCGCCAGCGCCAGAUCCAGCUGGCCCAGAAGCUGGAGAUCAUGCGGCAGAAGAAGCAGGAGUACCUGGAGGUGCAGAGGCAGUUGGCCAUCCAGCGCCUGCAGGAGCAAGAGAAGGAGCGGCAGAUCCGGCUGGAGCAGCAGAAGCAGACCAUCCAGAUGCGGGCCCAGAUGCCCGCCUUCUCCCUGCCCUACGCCCAGCUCCAGGCCAUGCCUUCAGCCGGGGGCGUGCUGUACCAGCCCUCGGGCCCAACAAGCUUCCCUGGCACCUUCAGCCCGGCAGGCUCAGUGGAGGGCUCCCCCAUGCACACUGUGUACAUGAGCCAGCCAGCCCCUCCCGCCAGCGGCCCCUACCCUAGCAUGCCUGGGGCCGGAGCAGAUCCCAGCAUGAUGAGCGCCUACAUAUACCCAGCAGGGGCUGCUGGCACACAGGCAGCCCCCCAGGGCCCGGCUGGACCAACUGCCAGCCCAGCCUACUCAUCCUACCAGCCCACUCCUACGCAGGGCUAUCAGAGCGUGGCCUCCCAGGCCCCACAGAGCCUCCCGGCCAUCUCCCAGCCUCCACAGUCUGGCACCAUGGGUUACAUGGGGAGCCAUUCGGUAUCCAUGGGCUACCAGCCUUACAGCAUGCAGAAUCUCAUGACCACCCUCCCCAGCCAGGACGCCCCUCUGCCACCCCCGCAGCAGCCCUACAUCUCAGGGCAGCAGCCCAUAUACCAGCAGAUGACGCCCUCAGGUGGCCCUCCCCAGCAGCAGCCCCCCAUGGCCCAGCAGCCGCCUGCACAGGGGCUACCAGCACAGGGUAGCGAAGCCCAGCUCAUCUCAUUUGACUGACCCUGGGCCAGGAGCUCACCAUCCAGAGUAACACCGCAGUUCUCCAAAACCGCCGCCUCCGUCUCUUAACUAGCUGCGCCCUCUUCUCUUUUCUCUUACUGCCGUGUAGUGUCCCUGCUCCGUGUGAGCUGGGGCGGGGUGGGGGGUGGCCCUUCACCCUGGCCGUCCUCCCUCUUUCUGUCCUUGCCUACUGGCUCUUCAUCCCCCCUGGCCCCAUCCUCGUCCCUGUCUCCCUGAGUUGGUCUUUGACUUAUUUCCCCUGAGCUGGGCCUCGGCCAGGAGGCUGGGAGGGAAGGACCUUCUCUGAGAGAAAGCCCCCAGCCCCCUGGGUCAGGUCCCUCUGCCCCGCGCAGCCCGCGCCCUCCCAUCUCCACCCGUGAGGCCACAGGCCUGGUGGUUUGUGACUAGUGUGGGUGCUCCCCAGAGCCCUCCGGUGUGGCCGCUGGGCUGUCAGCAGGGGCACCCCUGGUCCUCACAGGAAGGGUGGAGGCUUGUCUCCAGCUUCUCUGCUUCUGAGCUGUCAUCUCAUCCAGUGCCCUGAGUAGACGGAAUGGAACAGCGAUAAUAAAAUGUCUUUCAACAAG
This is a messenger RNA of Diceros bicornis minor, 2976 nucleotides long. RefSeq names its product hepatocyte growth factor-regulated tyrosine kinase substrate (gene HGS). The record is from RefSeq and is a predicted model, not a curated record. The transcript has 22 exons. Lineage: Eukaryota; Metazoa; Chordata; Mammalia; Perissodactyla; Rhinocerotidae. Gene Ontology annotation, molecular function: phosphatidylinositol binding; metal ion binding; ubiquitin binding. Bases 53 to 2392 code for a protein of 779 amino acids.